Messenger RNA from Lentinula edodes (shiitake mushroom), 447 nucleotides. RefSeq lists its product as uncharacterized. The transcript is spliced from 4 exons. Lineage: Eukaryota; Fungi; Basidiomycota; Agaricomycetes; Agaricales; Omphalotaceae. The coding region runs from base 1 to 447 and encodes 148 amino acids. The record is from RefSeq and is a predicted model, not a curated record.
AUGUCGACCUCUGCAAAUAGGUUUCACGAGCUAUUUCCACCAACAUUAGACCUUUACCCACAUCCUCCCGUUGCUAACAUGUUGGUUGAAGGCCAUCCGGAACGAUUCGGUACUGACGAGGAGAAUUUUCGCGCGGAUCUACUGGGUUAUUUAAACCGUGGUGUUCUGUCUCCUAAAUGGCAUAAAGUUACAGCAAAUUCUCGUGUGCUCCAAGAACAUCCUCAGUUUCUGCGUCCGCCUCGAACAACGAAGUGGCUUGAGUCCAGUGGUCGGAUUCCCCCAGAUGACACCCGAACGUACAUUAUAAUUGUUGUCGCGCGCAACACUCGAGUUGAAGGAAUGCGAUUGUUCGAGGAAAAUAGUGCGGCAUUAAUUCAAGCUGCAAUGGAGAGCAUCGAAUUUCCUCCAGAAAAGCGAGCUGAGCUGAGAUGGUAUAGAUUUGUGUAA